Penicillium soppii is the source of this 1194-nucleotide messenger RNA. Its product is annotated as DUF3632 domain-containing protein. The record is from RefSeq and is a predicted model, not a curated record. NCBI's taxonomy places the organism in Eukaryota, Fungi, Ascomycota, Eurotiomycetes, Eurotiales, Aspergillaceae. The transcript has a single exon. The coding region runs from base 1 to 1194 and encodes 397 amino acids.
AUGCUGUGGGGCUCUAUCCUUCUAUCUCCAGCUCUCUACGGCAAGUUGCCCUCAGACCCAUUUGCAAAACUGCCCAUCUUUUCAACGCUCAUCAAGUCUCUCAAAAUGAAUCAUCUCCGUGACACCUUGCUCAGCCCCUCACCACAAGGCCUAGACGAAAUCCAGGGGGCUGAUGGCAUCGCUCAUGAUCGCGAGGACGUGCGAAAAUCAAUCGCUCGGGGAGAAUUCAGGGAGCUCCGCGGAGCAGCCUUUUACAAUCGAACCUGGAUCAUCACCGACCGCUACUGCAAUGUCGGGGAUGGUGUGGAUUGCCUCGUGGGCUACAUCCAUCACAUCUGGUAUACGUACUACCAGCUCAGCCGACAUACAUCGCACGAAAAAGCCGAUCACAAUAGUCUUGUCCUUGAUAUCCUCCGAAUUCAAGGCCGCGGCCCGCUGACCAGACCCGUGGCGGGGAAUUAUGGAAUCGAUAUUGCGCGAACUAUCGAAGGCACGUUGUGGAAUGACCUGCCCUUCUUGGUUACUGAUAUGACCGAGUUUUGGAUCAGCGACUUCGCAAUAAUGGCGGGCUCGCAGCGCGUCAAUUUCGCGUCUUUCUUAGCCAAGCUAGCGUCAACUCGCGUCAGCAAGGAUAGAAUGUGUCAGAUCGCCAUCAUCCUCUUCCGUUAUACGUUUGAGAACCCUCAAGAAGUUUACCCCUUCGACGAGCCGGAUAACGAGAAUCCGGAAAGAAGUCUCAAAGAUCUUCAGGUUCAGCAGCUAUUGCCAUCUGUCUUCGCCUGGAUCAUGGAAGCAGGAAAUAAUCUCCUUCUACUUUCGGAGGUCUCAUGGAAUGAUUGCCCCAGCACCAUCGGCCAUGGCGGUCCAUUGUUCGUUGAGUCCGAGUUUGGGAAGCGCACCUCGACUGGACUGAGCCCAUGGAGAUGGAUGUUCUGGCUCAAGCGACUCCAUGAAUUCCGGGAUCAAGCUAGAAGUGUUGGCGAGAAACGCGUGGAGGAGCUCUGCGACGAUUCUAUUCGUCAUAUGUUUUCAGAUGUCAAGGAUAGGAACUCUGAGAUAUUGAGAACUUAUAAAACUGGCGGUGAGUUCCUUCAACAAGAACCACAUUUGGUGCGCCUGAAAAGAAUUGUGGAUGGCGAGGACUCUGAUGAGGGCGAGGUCUUCGAGGACGAUGAUUUCAACAAUGACAGUUGA